UCAGUCCACCUCCUACCUCCUGCUCUCCUCCUCCCGGUCACUCUAGUUCCCCCGCCCCGCCCUUAUAAAUCCACCCCACCCCACCGCGUCUACAGUUCCACGCACGCGUGCGCGCCGGGGCGGGCAAGCGCUAGAAAGGAAAGCCGAGGCGGCGCGGGCGAGGGGCAGCCAAGCCCACCACGACCGCCUGCCUUGCCUCUUUCGCUUUGCCAUUUUUGGCUUGUAGCUUGGUCGGGGAGAGUUCCAGGAUUGGGGCCGGUUCCGUUCCGGGAGCGGCGAGGGAAGGGAUCGAUCGGCCAGGAUGGUGCGGGGGAAGACGGAGAUGAAGCGGAUAGAGAACGCGACGAGCCGGCAGGUGACCUUCUCCAAGCGCCGCAACGGGCUGCUCAAGAAGGCGUUCGAGCUCUCUGUGCUCUGCGACGCCGAGGUCGGCCUCAUCGUCUUCUCCCCGCGCGGCAAGCUCUACGAGUUCGCCAGCGCCUCCAGCCUCCAGAAAACGAUUGACCGCUAUAAGGCAUAUACAAGGGAAAAUGUCAAUAACAAGUCUGUACAACAGGAUAUACAGCAAGUCAAAGCAGAUGCCUUAAGCUUGGCAAAUCGACUUGAAGCCCUUGAAAAGUCCAAGCGGAAGUUUUUGGGUGAAAAUUUAGAAGGUUGUUCUGUUGAAGAACUGCAUAGUUUGGAGGUUAAACUGGAGAAGAGUCUCCACGUCAUCAGAGGAAAGAAGACCCAACUGCUGGAGCAGCAGAUAGCGAAGCUGAAGGAGAAGGAGAGGACCCUGCUUAAAGACAACAAAGAGUUACGUGAAAAGCAACGCAACGUUCAGCCGCAGCCGGUGGCUCCCGCCCUGAACCCCCGCUGCCUCCCUCCGUGGCCGCGUAAUUUGCCGGCGCCGUGCAACGACAACGCGGACGUUGAGACGGAGCUGUACAUUGGAUUACCCGGCAGGGAGCGCACCUCCAACCGGGACUCAGGGUGAAGUACAUCCGGUGCAGCCGCCGGCGACGCCAGCGGCCAGCCGGUGGGGUUUUCUUGAACCCAUAGGAAUAAGCUCUGUGUAAGCACCAACAAACCCCAGUCAGAUCAGCUCAGAGGGUUUUACUUCCGUCUAUAUACAAGUUGUGUCUGGAAAAGAAAAUCAAGCAGUAUGUGUAUUGCAAAGGUGGAUGGAACCAAUUAACCUGCGAACCUGUAAGCCUUCCGAGACCUGAAAAUCCAUACAGCAUAGACCGAGUAUCUGGUUGCCUCGUAUGAAACUAGAAACACAAGCGUGGCCUUGCCGCGCCCUCUUUGGAGAGCCUGUUUAAUUAGUAUGCCAUAGUUGAGUACGGAGUACGUUUUAUGUGCCUGGAGCUCGUUUCAUUACCUGCAUAAUAGACCACAGAAUGUUCUUAUGAGUUAUGUAGAUAGUAUGACGCAAGAUGGAAUAUCAAUACCUUGGAGUUGGACAGGGGAUAGUAUCUACCAUGCUAGCACGGCUGUGCACAAAGUCUAGUGCAUGCAAUUCAAGCUGAACUAUUUUGGUGUAAUAUACUACGGCAUGGCAAACAAAAGGGCUAUGUUUUUGUUAGUAGACAAAUCAGUGAUUUCAGAUGAUGACUUCUCCAAUUCAGAGAUAGAAGUUUAGAGCUUCAGAUAUGUUAUUAAAGAUAAUAUAUUUAGUUUA
Molecule: messenger RNA, 1666 nt
Organism: Setaria italica (foxtail millet)
Lineage: Eukaryota; Viridiplantae; Streptophyta; Magnoliopsida; Poales; Poaceae
Product: MADS-box transcription factor 56
Exons: 8
Coding region: 302-979 (225 amino acids)
Biological process (GO): positive regulation of transcription by RNA polymerase II
Cellular component (GO): nucleus
Molecular function (GO): RNA polymerase II cis-regulatory region sequence-specific DNA binding; DNA-binding transcription factor activity, RNA polymerase II-specific; protein dimerization activity
Source: RefSeq, a predicted model, not a curated record